GAAGCACUGCCCCCUGUGAAAUUCCUGACUGCCAGGGUGAUUCCUACGGUUACCAAGGGCUGCUUCCUACUGUAGCUUACCGUGUGCUGUGUGGCAAACUAUUUUAUAACCUCUGGAUAAAUUAUCAACCCCGGGAAUGAUAUCCCCAGCGAUAAAGGGUUAAUGUUUCCUUACCGGGCGCCCCCAGGGUCGCUUUCAAGCCUGACUGCUGACAGCUGACACCUCUGUCAUCCUCCUGAGCGAUCUAAUCGAUCACCUCUAGCUCGACAAGACAGCACACCAGGUUCUGCUCCGUUCUGCUGGCGGUUGAGUAGAGCAGGCUCUGUGUUGCUCUGAGCCCGGAUAUCUCAGCAGGACUGCAUCACCAUGGAUACAGAGUCCACCUACUCGGGCUAUUCCUACUACUCGGGGCGCUCCCGGGGAUCCCACAGACAUGGAGAGCGAAGCCGGGACCGGCACAAGUCGCGCAGCAAAGACAGCCGCUCGGAGAAGUCUGUAACGAUUAACACGCCGCCUGCAGAGCCGCUGCUAGGCGACACAGCUGUACGGGGGGAGCAAGUCCAGGAUGACAACUGGGGUGAAACCACCACAGCCGUCACGGGCACCUCGGAGCACAGCCUCUCUCAGGAGGACAUUGUUCGCAUCACAAAGGAUCUGGAGGACAGUGUGGGGCUCGACUGCCGCCGUUACUUCACCCGGACCCUGGCAAUAAUCUUAGGCCUGCUGGUGUUUCUCACGCCACUGGCCUUUCUGGUGCUACCCCAUAUCCUCUGGCCAGACAAGCUGCAGAGCUGCGGGACGGCCUGCGAGGGCCUCUUCAUCUCUGUGGCCUUCAAACUGCUCAUACUGCUGCUGGCUGUCUGGGCGCUCUUCUUCAGGCCGGCGCGGGCAGGACUCCCAAGGGUCUAUGUAUUCCGGGCACUACUUGCUGUACUGGUUCUGCUCUUUGUGAUCUCCUAUUGGCUCUUCUAUGGAGUCAGGAUACUCGACUCACAGGACGAGAACUACCAGGGUAUCGUGCAGUACGCCGUGUCGCUUGUGGACGCUCUCCUCUUCAUCCACUACCUGGCCAUCGUCCUGCUGGAACUGCGGCAGCUUCAGCCGUGCUACUCUGUGUGCAUCACACGCUCCACAGAUGGCGAGACAAGGCACUACAACCUGGGACAGCUCAGUAUUCAGCGGGCAGCUCUGGCCAUCAUAGAGCACUACUACUGUGACUUUCCGGUUCACAACCCAGCGCUGCUUUCCGCCUCCAAAUCCCGCGCUGCCAAGCAUCUGGCUGGCCUCAAGGUGUACAAUGUGGAUGGUGAGUUCCCAGCAGCCCCUGCUGAGGGUCCCGGAAACAACGCAGCAGCGGGAAUCGCCCAUUCUCAGUCCAGAGCAAUGAUCGCAGCUGCCGCCCGCCGCAGAGACACCAGCCACAACGAGCUGUACUACGAAGAGGCCGAGCACGAGAGGCGCGUCCGCAAACGCAGAGCACGGCUGGUGGUGGCAGUAGAGGAAGCGUUUACACACAUCAAGCGCAUGCAGGAGGAAGAGCAGAAAAAAGCACCUGGGGACGUUAUGGACCCUCGAGAAGCAGCACAAGCCAUCUUCCCAUCCAUGGCUCGGGCCCUGCAGAAGUACCUGAGGACCACCAAGCAACAGCACUGCCACAGCAUGGAGAGCAUCCAGCAACACCUGGCCUUCUGCAUCACCAACAACAUGACGCCCAAGGUGCAACGGAGCACAAAUCUGAAACAUUUCCACUCCAGUCAGGAGCGACGCAAGCGUGCCGUGUUUGAACACCAGGUUCACACAACCAGCCCCAACCCGACCCCCUCCUCCACCAUCUGUCACACUGUUGCCAAGUUACAGACCUCUGUCAAGGAUUGGUUUCUGAUGGGCGGUUUUCUGAUAAUGAACGUGACGUUGCAAUAUACAGACAAACUAAUGAUGGCUAACCAGCUGGACCAAACCAGGACCCUCAAGCUCCCAGGCCUCUGGUAG
Neolamprologus brichardi is the source of this 1989-nucleotide messenger RNA. Lineage: Eukaryota; Metazoa; Chordata; Actinopteri; Cichliformes; Cichlidae. The record is from RefSeq and is a predicted model, not a curated record.